Aspergillus homomorphus CBS 101889 is the source of this 3032-nucleotide messenger RNA. RefSeq names its product SPX domain protein. NCBI's taxonomy places the organism in Eukaryota, Fungi, Ascomycota, Eurotiomycetes, Eurotiales, Aspergillaceae. Gene Ontology annotation, cellular component: vacuolar transporter chaperone complex; fungal-type vacuole membrane. The record is from RefSeq and is a predicted model, not a curated record. The transcript has 2 exons. The coding region runs from base 269 to 2671 and encodes 800 amino acids.
UAGCAAUUCUUUUAGUGGCUUCUCUUGCUUGCCCUCAUUUUGCUAAGUCUGAGAGAAUUUCUCUUUCCCUGUGACAGGACCUGAUUCUCAUUGAUCAUCUCUUUUUCUUGACCCGCAUUUGCCCCCCUCCUCCUCUUCUCCCUUCCUUACUUAUAAUAAGUCUCUCUGCCUUUCUCUGUGCAAUCCGUCGCUUCUCCUCCUACCACUUCUCCGUUACACAGUCUUAAGAUCCAACCACCGCCAAGCUUCGCCGCACUCUUUUCCGACCAUGCGAUUUGGCAAAACUCUUCGGAAAUCGAUCUAUCCGCCAUGGAGUGGGAAAUAUAUUGAUUAUCACAAGCUCAAAGUCCUCCUCAGAGAGCAUGAUGUCAUCGGCAACGAUAGCGAUUCCGAUAAUGCCCCAUGGACCGAACAGGACGAGGAGGCAUUCGUUCAGGAGCUUUUGAAUGUUCAAUUGGACAAAGUCAACGCCUUCCAGGUCGAAACACUGAAGCAGCUGCGAGAGCGAACAGCCGAUUGCGAAUCCAAGCUGCGAGCACUAACUGACGCAGCCCAGGAUGAGGCUGCUACGGAUAUGGACGAUGCAGAGAAGCGGCAAAUCGCCUCUAGUGUCAUUAAGGAGCUAGACAGCAUCACUCGAGAGGUCAGUGAGCUGGAGAAAUAUAGUCGCAUCAACUUUACCGGUUUCCUCAAGGCAGCGAAGAAACAUGAUCGCAAGCGUGGAGCCCGGUACCGCGUCAAGCCCUUGUUGCAAGUGCGUCUGUCGCAACUCCCGUUCAACUCAGAGGACUACUCGCCGCUCGUACGCAGGCUCUCUGUCAUGUACUCCUUUGCCCGUGAAAUUCUGAGCAAGGGCGUGGUUGAAGCCAAGGAUCCGGCCGAGCCUCACUUUGGUCAAGACAUGUAUUCCUCAUUCAAGUUCUGGAUCCACGCCGAUAACGUCCUGGAGGCCAAGACAUACAUUCUACGCCAGCUACCCGUCCUCAUCUACAAUCCUGGAACCUCAAAAGACCUCGAUAUCCUGCCCGAUGAUCCUACAAUUACCUCCCUGUAUUUUGACAAUCGGCAGUUCGACCUUUACAAUCAGAAGGUCGCCCGUGCCGCCGAAGCGGGGUCUCUGCGACUGCGAUGGACCGGAAACUUGCAGGACAAGCCGGCCAUCUUUCUGGAGAAGAAGGUCGUGUCGGACGAUAACCGCAGCAGAGAGGUGAAGAUUCAGCUCAAACAAAAGCACGUGAAGGAGUUCUUGGACGGGGAGUAUCACUUUGACAAAAAGCUUCAGCGGAUGGAGACAAUGGGCAACGGCGAAUCGGAACAAGCAGAGUCGUUCAAGCAGGAUAUUGAGGAAUUGCAGUCAUUCAUCAAGGAACAUAACUUGCAACCGAUGCUUCGGGCUAACUACACCCGUACGGCGUUUCAAAUUCCUGGAGAUGAUCGGAUUCGAAUCUCCCUCGACACGAACUUGGCUUUGAUCAGAGAAGACUCCCUGGAUGAAGGUCGCCCAUGCCGGGAGCCUGAUCAAUGGCAUCGCACGGACAUCGACGAUGCAGGAAUGCAGUACCCUUUCAGCGGCAUCAGGACCGGGGAGAUUGUUCGUUUCCCUUAUGCGUUGUUAGAGAUCAAGCUCAGGGGCACUGCAGCACACAGUGCUGAAUGGGUCAAGGAUCUCAUGGUCUCCCAUCUGGUCAAAGAAGCUCCGCGGUUCUCCAAGUUUGUCCACGGCGUGGCGCAGCUCUUUGAGGAUUAUGUCAACAGCUUUCCAUUCUGGCUUGGUGCGCUGGAGAAUGAUAUCAGAAAGGACCCGGAAACUGCAUUUCACGAAGAACAAGAGCGAUUGGCCCAGCGAGCAGAAGAUGAUAUUGCAGUCGGAAGUUUCCUUGGGACUCGGAGUCCGUUGGCCAUGAGACCUUUGGUAGGUUCUCCAGUACAGAUGUUCACCGACAUUUCUUCUUCACCUCGCCGUCGACAGUCCUCGCAGAUGCUACCGCCUUCGCAGCGGCCAUCUGCUCCCGAAAUGGCCCCCGUUCCUGAGCGUGCCGAGCCCAGCCAACAACACCAAGAGGAUCAGCAAGAGGACCAGCCACCGGAACAACCAGUAACUCUGAAGCGCUUGGCCUCUCUCUUCCCGUCUUUCUCCGCCACGCGUAACAACCGCGGUCCUCGAAAUUCUGUCGUGUUGCCUCCUGGAGUUCGGGAACCGGGCACAUGGAUCAAGGACUCUGGGCCUGUCCGUGUCGAGACCAAGGUCUGGCUCGCCAACCAACGUACAUUCAUCAAGUGGCUCCACAUCAGUAUUCUUCUGUCUUCUCUAUCGUUGGGUCUAUACAAUGCAGCCGGGAAACACAAUGACGUUGCUCGUGCGUUGUCGAUUGUCUACACGGCCUUCGCCAUCUUUGCCGCUGUUUGGGGAUGGUAUAUGCACGAGAAGCGGGCCAGAUUGAUCCGGCAACGUAGUGGACGAGACUUAGACAACACCUUUGGACCCAUUGUUGUCUGUAUUGGAUUGGCUGUUGCUUUGGUGCUGAACUUCGCCUUCAAGUACAACUCCACCCUUGAGAAGAUCCGAAACGGCCAACCUGCCGCCGAUCUCCCUCCUUCCGUGAACGUUACCGGGUUCAUUAACAAGCCGAACAUGUGGCAGUUGGUCAACCAAGGCGGACAAACCCUGUAGCGAGCCUCCCUUAACCCCUUGGUCGGGUAUCUGCUUGCUUGUAUAUGACCGAGUCUGCAGGAGAUCCCAAGCUCCUGGCUGACAUAGAUGCAAAUGAGUGGCUGGUUUCGCCAGCCUUUGAUGUAUUGAUAGACUGUCUUUGGUAAAAUGAACAUGGCGCUAUUUUGGGGGGAAUCCAGGAGAGGAUAUAUGGACAAAGGUUCGGUCAAAAUUGAUGAUGCUUAUGUCAAAUGACAAACCACAAACCCGAUUAUUGUCCUUGCCUGAUGUUUCAGGGCUAGCCACUCGAGGCGAAAUCACAUGCUUGCAUUACCCACGGCUUAUUUCCAUAUGGCAUAACUUGAUACCAAUCUCUAUCACC